AUGUCGACCUCUGCUGUCGUACUCGCCGCGCCUAAGGCGGCAGCGCCCAAGAAGAAGGUUGCCGUGCGCCGUGGCCAAGCCACGGGCGAGCGCCGCACAGGCGGCCUGCGUAAGGGUGGCGUCGACUCGGCGAGUCAGCUGUCCAAGUCGUCGCCCCACUACCGCCCGGUGCCCGACCUAAGCGACAUAUCGACGCUGGACUCGGCGGCUAUUCUGCAGAGCCCGCCCGGCGAGCCGCUCGCGUGGUCGAAGCGCGCUCAAGCGGCAUUCCAGGCGUUUGGUAUGCCCCGUGAGCUACAGCGCAAGCAGUCCUUGCAGCCGCGUCCGCGCUCGAUGGUGCGUGCGACGACCGCCGAGCUCGUUCGCAGGCUGGAGCAGCACGAUGCUGCCCCGCGUCACCUGCUGAUCGGGGAGCCGGGCUGCGGCAAGUCGACGUACCUGCUCCAGGCUGUCGCACACGCGGUCGAGUCAGAGUGGGCCGUGCUGUAUGUGCCGCGUGCCAUCGACCUCAUCAACUCGUCCGCGCCGUAUGCGUACUCCCAGGCCCUUGCCACGUAUCUGCAGCCGACCCUCGCACACGGCCUGCUCGAGGCUCUCCUCCGCGUCAAUGCCGCAGUACUCCCGCGCAUCGCCGGCACGGCCGUACAGCUAGACGAUACGCUCUCGUUCCCUGACAAGACGCCGCUCGAUCAAGUGCUGAAGGCCGCUACGAAGGACGGCGCGAGCCCCGUGGUGCAGCAGCGCGCACUCGAACAUGCUCUCCGCGUGCUCACGACGCAGACGGAGGUGCCGUUCCUCGCGGCCAUUGACGACGUGCAGGCGCUCUUCCGCGAGUCCCUGUACCGUGACCCUGACUACGUGCCGCUCCAAGCUUUUGAGCUGGCCAUUCCCCGCGCGCUCCUGUCCCUUGUGGUUGCUGCGCCGCAAAGUGUCCAGCGCGGCGCUGUGCUCGCCACAAUGAGCUCAGCGCACGCCAGCUUCCCGCCUUCGGCGGAGCUGCUGACGGCGCUGCGCCGCGGCGCCAUGCAGCCCGGCGCCCCAGUGCCGUGGGAGCGGCUGCUCGCGACGGUGACGUGCAGGAGCGCAGCGACGCGCGUGCCUGAGCCGCACGCUUACACCCCGCUCCAGGAUACCCACCUCGCGCAUGCGACGGCGUCGAACUUUGUGCCUAUGGACGUGGGCCGCCCGUUGGACCGCGCUGAAGCUGCGUCGCUCCUUCAGCUCAUGCACCGCGAGCAGUCAAUCUGGACGGUACCGAACGAUGAGGCGCUGGUUGCGAAGCUCGUCGAGAGCGACGGCAACAUGAAGGCGUUCGAGCGUAGCUGGCGUUCCACUCUCCUAUAG
Messenger RNA from Malassezia sympodialis ATCC 42132, 1344 nucleotides. It is a transcript of the gene RSM23, whose product is annotated as mitochondrial 37S ribosomal protein mS29. Gene Ontology annotation, cellular component: mitochondrial small ribosomal subunit. The record is from RefSeq and is a predicted model, not a curated record. Gene Ontology annotation, molecular function: structural constituent of ribosome. Lineage: Eukaryota; Fungi; Basidiomycota; Malasseziomycetes; Malasseziales; Malasseziaceae.